This is a messenger RNA of Angiostrongylus costaricensis, 1173 nucleotides long. Lineage: Eukaryota; Metazoa; Nematoda; Chromadorea; Rhabditida; Metastrongylidae. The record is from the annotation of a GenBank genome assembly.
AUGGUGCAGGGCUUGUCCAAUGCAGAUUUAUCCCGACUAUGGUUGCUUCGUGGUCGACAUACCACGAAACAAGCCGUAGAAAAGGCCAUUCAUUACGGCUUGCCGCUAUGGCCAGAGGCUGUUCACAUGGCUCGUUCAUAUCACCGGGCGAAGAAGGAUUUGGCCGGCGGAAAGUACUAUAUAAUCGGGUCGGAGUUCACCGAGACCGAGUAUGACUCUCCUUACUGCUAUCGCGAGCUAGGACGUUAUCCAGAGGACUGGGAAAAAAGGAAUAACUACCAAAAAGCAAUCGAAGAGCUGGAAAAACUUGAAUUUUCCAAAGAGAAUUCUUCGGGAGUGAAUGCUUAUGAUGUUUCUGCAAGAGCCUGCUUUGAGAAUGACAAGAACAAGCACAUCGAGUUGCUUCUUGGCGGUGUCAGUGCUGUUGAACUUGAGAAUCUACAAUCCGAGCGUAAUUCUCUUGAUAUUUGCCAGAUAUCAGAUGACGCAAUUUCUGAGUGUGAGGUUGAGGAUGGGAGUUGUCGAAGUAAUCCUGAUCUUGUGCGCUGUCAACGACAGGAUUUGUCGCAAAUACUUAUCCAUGACAAAGCCGAUGUAUUUAAGGAGAAAACGGGAAGAAAAGAACUAUGUAGCGAGCGCGAAACCGUGAAUGAUAUUGAUAGAGGACCAAAUAAAGUAUGUCAGGCAAGGAACGAAGAGUCAAUGAAUCAUGGAUCUACGAAUGCUUCUAGUUUGAAGCAAGAAAGUACAACAGUCAAAAGGAAUGUUAAAGAUUUCACUCUUAAACGUCUCGAUUUCUCGGCUUGUGAAGAGAAAUUACAUCGAAUGUGUGAGGAACAAUUUCUGAGGCCUCGUUCUCCAAUUAGGAGUUUCGCACAAAUUUUACCUAAAGAGGAAUGGAUAUACCACUAUGCAAUGAGUAGGAAUGAUGAAAAUGCACCAACAACAGCACAAGGAGAUACAUCGGUGAGCGCUACGUCUGAAGAAGAGGAUGUUAAACUUAGUUCCGAAAAAGUUGUCGAAGGAAUAAAGCAAGCUGUCGCGUCCGAAGACAGCAGUGAGGAAAGUGAAGAACUUUGUGCAGACUCCAUCCCUAGAGUGCUUGAUGGAAGUGUUUCCGUUGAGGAGAAACCCAAACGGUCCUUCGUUUAUCCUUUUGACGGUGAGAUUUAA